This is a messenger RNA of Aaosphaeria arxii CBS 175.79, 1023 nucleotides long. RefSeq lists its product as uncharacterized. The record is from RefSeq and is a predicted model, not a curated record. The transcript has 3 exons. NCBI's taxonomy places the organism in Eukaryota, Fungi, Ascomycota, Dothideomycetes, Pleosporales. Bases 1 to 1023 code for a protein of 340 amino acids.
AUGGCUCUUGCCCUCGCUCAGACGGAUUCACAUUACUGGCCGGCUAUCAAGCCAGUGUAUGAUUUCUUGAGAGAAACCGACACGCUCUCAUUCGAAGCUUGGGUAUCCUUCAUGUCAGCGUUCAGUGGACAUAUCAUGCCCUCAACUUUUAAGAUCUCCGCCUACGAGUUGCCAGGGAGGCCUCUUCCUGGACUUGAAUCCAUCGGUACACGCCUAAGCGCUCUGACAUUCGAUACACUGACGUACCUCCACUUCUCUACUGAGGCUAUUAAAUUGCUAUCUCUGAACCGCGAUAUUUUGAAGUUCACGAACUUGUCUGUCCUUGUGCUUGAACAGGCUCAUGAUAGCGACGAACUCCUUUGGAACACAUACGGUGGUGAUUCUGGAGAACGGCCAGUAUCGACAGAUAGACUAUUUCAUUUCUGGAGUCGCGCUGUGCACGAAGCUCAUGCCUUUUUCAAGCUGAAAGUAUUGGUUUUGAGGGGGUUCGUUGUGAGGCCUGAACAUCUUGCCGGCCCACUAGCGUUCCCCGCGUUAGCCCUGUGUAGUACCAAUUCUGUCUGCCUCCUCAGAAGUCUCCGUACUUCUAAGCGAAAUGGAGAUGUAUACGAUGAUGGUAUCUGGCGAUGUCUUCAUAUAGACAGUGAUGAUGGCCACAAUAGUGCAGUUGCACUUGGUCACGACUUGGACUAUGAGUUCAAGAGAGAAGAUCUUACAAAACAUCAAAAGAUGCAAAUACUCUACGACUUUGCAAUCUCACGAGCUCCCACGGAUAGAGUCGCCGAUAAGCCUGUGAUAUCGAUCGCUCAUGGCAACCCAAAGCUGUACAACCCAGAGUUCACAAAGGAUUGUGUCUGGUUCACUCGUGUUGGGUGGGAAUCAGCACCGAACAUCCAUGAUCAGAAAAGUGUCAUUGAUAAGAACAAAGACGAAGCUUCCCGCGAUGGGUCGAACAAGAGGAGGAAGAUGAGGGGAGGCAAACAACAGGAUAUCGGUUCACUGCUUGAAUCUUUCAGUGCGUAA